AUGGCACAGAUUGCGGCCGGUGAUGCUGUUGAGCCCUCCGAGGAUGUGCGGUCGCCCGCUUCCGUGGGCUCCAGCAGUGGAGCAGUCACAUUCGAGAGGCCAAAGCUGAAAGGGCGAAAGAAGCUGUUGGACGGGCUCCAACGGAUUCACUCGUCUUCAUCGUUGUCAAAGGCUGGGAGGGCACCAUCCGGGUAUCGAAGCGGGGGUCUCCAAUCUAUGUCUUGCGUCUCUCUGUCCUCCGCCGGGUCGCCCUACGGUAACUCGUACGGUGGCUCUUGCUCUUCGGAGAUAUCUGCAGUAUACUCGACCGCUCCAACUUCUGCCGCGACUACGCCAGCUGUCGAUGCUCCGCUCUUUGAGCGAAAGACCCGCCUGCGGGCGAUCUCGCUGGGCAAAGAUGCUCCCAGUAGUGUGCGACUGCCCGCAGAUCUGAGACCGUUCUCUCGGCUGGGCGUCAGUCCUGCUAUCACCCCUGGUCUGGGCGGGGUCUCAGAAGACUAUUUUUCUAUACCAGUAAGCCGGGUCAAGAAGAUACCGAAAAGGGAGAACUUCAAUUUCUGGGACGAGAUGCCUUCUGAAAUAAGAAUGCAUAUUCUCCAAUACUUGAAGCCGAAGGAGAUUAUCCGCUGCUCUUCCGUCUCCAAAGCCUGGCACAAAAUGUGCUUCGACGGGCAGCUGUGGAGCAAUCUGAACACGUCCGACUUUUACCGCGAUAUACCCGCCGAUGCUCUGGUGAACAUUAUCACGUCCGCUGGUCCAUUCGUGAGGGACCUAAACCUACGCGGGUGCGUGCAGCUUCGGGAAAGGUGGAACGCGAAAGGACUCGCAGAUGCCUGCCGCAAUCUGGAGAACUUCUCGCUCGAAGGCUGCCGUAUCGACCGCACAUCCAUUCAUUGCUUCUUACUUCAGAACACUCGACUUGUGCAUAUCAACCUGUCCGGCUUAGCAGGUGCUACCAAUUCGGCCAUGAAGAUCGUCGCCCAGUACUGCCCAAAGAUCGAGCAUCUCAAUAUUUCCUGGUGCAAUAAUAUUGACACACGAGGCAUCCGGAAGGUCGUUGAGGGCUGUCCGAAUCUUAAAGACCUCCGCGCCGGCGAGAUUCGCGGCUGGGAUGACGUCGAGUUCAUGCAUGAGCUCUUCAAGCGGAACACGCUGGAACGGCUGGUCCUGAUGAACUGCGACAGCCUGACCGACGAGUCCCUCUGUGCACUCAUCGAGGGGACCGACAGCGAGAUCGACUUCCUAACCGGCCGCUUCAUCGUUCCACCCCGCAAGCUCAAGCAUCUAGAUCUCACGCGCUGUCGAGGCAUCACGGACAAGGCCAUCCGCGCCCUCUCUCACAACGUUCCUGAUCUCGAAGGCCUCCAGCUGUCGAAAUGCCAUGCCCUGACCGACGCCGCGCUCACGGAUCUCUUGCCCACCACACCCCGCCUCACGCACCUUGACCUAGAGGAACUCAACGAGCUCACCAACGCCACGCUGCAGGCCCUCUCCUCCGCGCCGUGCAAAGAGUACCUCGGCCACCUCAGCAUCUCCUACUGCGAGUCCCUCGGCGACGCAGGCAUGAUCCCCGUCCUGAAAUCGUGCCCGCGGCUACAGAGUCUCGACAUGGACAACACGCGGAUCAGCGACCUCGUCCUCGUCGAAGCAGCCGCCUGUGUGCGGUCUCGGAACCGCCUCGCGCGCGGGCUUACCGCCUCCGAGCGUCCAACCGUCGGCCUGAGGCUGGUGGCCUACGACUGCGCGAACGUGACGUGGACGGGCGUGCGGGAGGUCCUGUCGCGCAAUGCGGAGAUCAUGCGACCUACCGCCAAAAAUGUGGCGGCGACGUAUCCGCGCGAGAUCAUCCAGAUGAAGUGCUUUUACAACUGGCAGCCUACGGUCGAGGAACACACCAAGAGGGUCCUGAGGGGCGAUUUCGCGGCCGCGGCGCGCUUGGAGAGGAAGUGGGCCGAGUGGAUGAUGUUGAAUGAGGAGGCUGGGGCGGGCGCCGGUCAUGGGGCUCGCAGGAGGAGGCGGCGGGCGAGGGAGGCGCAGCUGUUGCAUGCGGAUGAGGAGGAGGGCGGGGUGAUGGGUGCUGGAGGGGUGGGACGAAGGAGGAGGGCGAGGAGUGGGCCGGGCGGGUGUUCUGUGAUGUGA
This is a messenger RNA of Coniosporium apollinis CBS 100218, 2139 nucleotides long. RefSeq lists its product as uncharacterized. Gene Ontology annotation, biological process: SCF-dependent proteasomal ubiquitin-dependent protein catabolic process. Gene Ontology annotation, molecular function: protein binding. Gene Ontology annotation, cellular component: SCF ubiquitin ligase complex. Bases 1 to 2139 code for a protein of 712 amino acids. NCBI's taxonomy places the organism in Eukaryota, Fungi, Ascomycota, Dothideomycetes. The transcript has a single exon. The record is from RefSeq and is a predicted model, not a curated record.